UCUAGGCAGCCCAGAUUGCCCACCUCGAGUGCCGUGCGUGGUUUUUUGAAAAAGUUUUCUUUGCCAGGUUCCGGAACUGAUCCUCUCGUCUUUUUCAGCAGCCAUCAUGACGAGCUCAGACAGGUUCUGCUCGAGGAGCUUCAGUCUCACCCGUUCAAGGUGGUUUUAGUUUUGAGGGUGGAGAUGACACAAGAGUCGGCCACGGGUAGUACGUCUGCCGUCCCGUUUUUUAGAAGUAGACCGGCUCGGAUCCUCAGCGAAGGGGACAUUGAUAGUGCAGUCAAGACGAUGGUGGCGAGGAUCACUGGUCUUAUUGAUAAGUGGGUGCAGAACGGAUCCGACUGGAUCGUUUCUCGAGUGAAACAGCUGGAUGUGUCCACAGCAAAAUACACUCCUCUUCGAGGUGGUGCAGCUGAUAUCCCGCCCAAAUUAGAAAAAAAGAAGGCCAUCAUUAACGUAAAGAACAACGAUGACAGAUGUUUGAUGUGGGCGUUGUUGUCAGCGCUGCACCCCGUCGACUACAACCCACAGCGUGUAUCCAAGUACACCCAGUACGUUGAGGAGCUGCGGUUCGACGGUGUGAUGUUCCCUGCAACUCUCAGUGAUGUACCCAAAGUGGAGUUACAGAAUGGUCUUGCAAUCAAUGUGUUUGGCUACGAGGGGAAUCUGUACCCACUCUAUCUCAGCGAGCGACAGGAGACUCCCAUCAACCUCCUUCUUCAUGACAACCACUUCACAUGGAUAAAAAACUUCAGUCGUGCAUGUGAGAAUAAGAACAGACACGCAACACACUACUGCUUGCGAUGCCUCUCCGCACACAAAACAGCAGACUCCCUGCAGCAUCACAGCGAGAGAUGUCAGGUGAUGAAGCCCGUGCCAGUAGUCAUGCCCACAGCAAAGGACAGCAUCCUCAAAUAUACAAAUUUGAAGCACAGGAUGGUGGCUCCAUAUAUCAUUUACGCUGAUACGGAGGCCAUCAUUGAGCCGAUGGAGGAACAGCAUGGCAGCAGCACUGUACGCACAGCACGUCAUGUACCAUGCAGCAUCAGAUAUGCUGCCAUCCGAUCCAACGGUGAAGUCCGUGGUGAGUUUGACGACUGCAGUUAG
Sycon ciliatum is the source of this 1107-nucleotide messenger RNA. RefSeq lists its product as uncharacterized. The transcript is spliced from 3 exons. NCBI's taxonomy places the organism in Eukaryota, Metazoa, Porifera, Calcarea, Leucosolenida, Sycettidae. The coding region runs from base 184 to 1107 and encodes 307 amino acids. The record is from RefSeq and is a predicted model, not a curated record.